AUGAAGACAAAGAAUUUUCGGAAAAGAAAUUUAGAGCUCGAAGACGGAGACGACGAUGGCGAGCACCACGAACAAAGAGUGUCUUUAACCUUAGAGGAGGUGAAAUUCCUUCAGAGGCAGAGAGGAAGGAAGUCGGGUAUUCCUGCUCUAUCAACUCCGGUAUCGACUGCCGCUGCAGGAGCUGGCGCCAGCAGUGCUUCGAUUCACAGUGUUAGUGAUAAGGGUGAAGGUGAUGUCGAGAAGGACGAUUUGGUUUUGCAGGACACUUUUGCUCAAGAGACGGCUGUCAUGGUGGAGGAUCCAAAUAUGUUGAGAUUUGUAGAACAAGAAUUGGCAAAGAAAAGAGGAAAGAAUAUUGAUACAGAAAACCAAGUUGAAAAUGGUGUUAAGCUUGCGGAGGAUGAGUUAUAUAAAAUUCCAGAGCAUCUGAAAGUGAAAAGACGAAGCUCGGGAGAAAACUCUACUCAGUGGACUACAGGGAUUGCAGAAAUUCAGCUUCCGAUAGAGUACAAACUGCGAAAUAUUGAGGAAACAGAGGCAGCAAAAAAGCUCUUGCAGGAGAAGAAGCUUGUGGGUCGUGCGAAAGCAGAGUCCAGCCUUCCUUCAAGUUUUAGUGCUGACUUUUUUCAACGUGGCAAGGAUUAUGCUGAAAAACUCAGAAAAGAACAUCCACAACUUUACAAGGAUAAGGGUGCAGAUGAUAAUGGUGGGUUGGAAUCUAGGCAUCAUGAUUCGAAUGGAGAUGGUCAUGGUGCAAGUCGAAGGCAGGCUGCCACUGAUGAGUUCAUGCUGGAGCGAUUCCGAAAACGAGAGAGACAGCGUCUUAUUAGGAGAUAG
Messenger RNA from Striga hermonthica, 837 nucleotides. Lineage: Eukaryota; Viridiplantae; Streptophyta; Magnoliopsida; Lamiales; Orobanchaceae. The record is from the annotation of a GenBank genome assembly.